Meloidogyne enterolobii is the source of this 513-nucleotide messenger RNA. The record is from the annotation of a GenBank genome assembly. NCBI's taxonomy places the organism in Eukaryota, Metazoa, Nematoda, Chromadorea, Rhabditida, Meloidogynidae.
AUGUUAAAGGAUCAAGGCAACAAAAACAAGGAAAACCCCACUGGGAAGGAGAAGAAAGUGUCAAAGACAUUAAAAAACAAAUUGCAGGCUCGAUACAAUGUGGACGUCAAAAAUAAAUUUAGUGCUUUGAACGGCUUAACGGAGGCAAAGGAAAAAAAUUUGUUCAACAACGAAAAGGGGAAAAAUAAAAAAGAGUUGAAGGGGAAGGAAAAGUGUGAAACUGAGUGUGAUGAAGCUCUUGAAGAGCCUUCAACUGGAAAAUCGAACAGAAAAUCGAGCAGGAAUUCGAGAAAAUUACUGAAUGAAAGUAUCAAGGACGUAAAUGUGACAUUUGACAAUAAGCCUAAAUUUAAUUGUUGCAAUCGUCAUCAUAUGAGUGUUUUGGUGACUGCAUUUUUGGCUUGUUCUGGACUUAGAAAUUACGCAAACUUGCAAACUUCGUUUAUUUGCGAUAUUAGUAAGUUCAAAACGAGCAGGUUCGCCCGGGAGAUGUUCUCUUCAGCCUACUUAUAG